AGUUGGUUGCUAACAAUGAAACAAAUCGCAUAUGUGUUAAUCUUCAUGGCAUUGGCUGCAAUGGCCUCAUCAAUGGCCAUUCAAAAAUGGCGUAACAGUGAGGAUGGAAGUUUGUUUUACAUUGACACCGAAGCCAAGUACAACUGGUAUGGAGCCUGGAAUGAGUGUGUUCGCAAAAAUAUGUCCUUGAUUGCCAUUGACAGCUAUUACAAACAUCAACAGAUUGACUCGCUGCUCCGAAAGCUUUUUCCUACUUGCCCCUCAUUUUGGAUUGGUGGUCAUGACAAUGCCAUUGAUUUGCGCUAUGAAUGGGCCAGCACUGGGGAAGUCUUUACAUUCACAAAUUGGGGCACCUCGCAGCCCGAUCGUUCGGGAAACAAGGAGCACUGUAUUUUGAUUUGGCAAAAUACUUGGGAAUGGUAUGACUUGCCAUGUGAACAUAAAUUGGGUUUUAUAUGCGAGGAAAAUCGUUAUAUAAAAGAACACAUCAAGGAUAAAGAAGUAGAGCGUUGCAGUCACAAAUGAAAACUGUUAUCUAAACUGUCGAAACUCCACAUUUUAAUUUUCGUAACUUUUGUUUGAAAUUUUUUUAAAUUUUUAAUAAACGUAUUGCCUAUAUUUUGGACCAAAAUUGUGGCUUCUACAGCCUUAAAAAGCCAAA
Messenger RNA from Stomoxys calcitrans (stable fly), 661 nucleotides. RefSeq names its product lectin subunit alpha. NCBI's taxonomy places the organism in Eukaryota, Metazoa, Arthropoda, Insecta, Diptera, Muscidae. The record is from RefSeq and is a predicted model, not a curated record. Gene Ontology annotation, molecular function: carbohydrate binding. The transcript has 3 exons. Gene Ontology annotation, biological process: biological process involved in interspecies interaction between organisms. Gene Ontology annotation, cellular component: external side of plasma membrane. Bases 16 to 525 code for a protein of 169 amino acids.